Messenger RNA from Aspergillus bombycis, 216 nucleotides. RefSeq names its product sensor histidine kinase/response regulator Fos-1/TcsA. Bases 1 to 216 code for a protein of 71 amino acids. The transcript has 2 exons. Gene Ontology annotation, biological process: phosphorelay signal transduction system. Lineage: Eukaryota; Fungi; Ascomycota; Eurotiomycetes; Eurotiales; Aspergillaceae. The record is from RefSeq and is a predicted model, not a curated record.
AUGGAUAUCAGCAUGCCGGUUCUAGAUGGUCUCGAGGCGACAUCCCAGAUCCGGAGUAUGAAGAUCGAUGUGCCUAUCAUUGCGCUCACUGGCAAUGCUUUGAAAGGCGACGCUGAAACUUAUCUGGCCAAAGGUGCUUUGGAAAUGGCUAGGUACAUGAGGACCGAGUCAUUCACCGAGAGAUUCAACUACGGCGUGAAUACGCCAGCUUUUUAG